Messenger RNA from Meleagris gallopavo (turkey), 2994 nucleotides. The record is from RefSeq and is a predicted model, not a curated record. Lineage: Eukaryota; Metazoa; Chordata; Aves; Galliformes; Phasianidae.
AGUAGGACAGCCAUGUUUUGUGUGUAGCACAGAGGGAGGUUGUGGUAGGUUUUAGAUGCUUCCUCAAAAACAGCUUUGGAAAUGCUUGCUUGAAUUUUGUUUUCAGAGCAGCUUUUGACAACAGACAUCUGCCGACCUUUGGGCUCAGCAAGGCUCGAGCACAAUAGCUCGUGCGCUUUCUUCCUUCUUGACUGAGGGGAAAAAACACCACGGCUUGUUUUGGAGUCUUGUCACUGCUCUGUAGCGGCAGGAUAAUGGCCACUUCCUGAUUAAACUGCUCUCCACAAUAUGGAGUCUGGAGAGCGGUUAACGUCAUCAUCAGUCUCCUCAAGUGCAGCUGCUUCAUCUCCAGUGUCUUCUACACCUUCUGUAGCUUCUGCGGUUUCCAAGAGUGGCCUUACCACUGGAGCUGCGUCGUUGAGUUCCACAAUCAACACGGGUGAAUGGUGGCGAACAGUGGACUCUCACUCUCGCUCUGGGGCAGCUUUCUUCCCACCACUCUUGGGCAUCUCACCGCUCUUUGCACCUCCUCCCCAGAACCAUGAUUCUACUCCAUUCCACACAAGAACUACAGGAAAAAAUAAUCGUGGCAGUUUAGAAAAAGGUAUAAAUGGAUCACUGAAUGGGAACAGUACCACUGCAGCAUCUGCUAUCAGCACAUCUGUACUAUCCACUAGUAUUGCAACAUCUGCAGGACAAGUGAAAGCUAUAACCUCAGGAGCAGGAGGCCGCAAGUACAACCAGGAGCAAAGCAAAGUUCAGCUUUUGGACGCCAGAGCUGACAAAAUCAAAGAUAAGAAACCUAGAAAAAAAACAGUAGAAAGCUCCAGUAACAGUGACAGUGAGUCAGGCUCCUCAUCAGACACAUCAAGUGAAGGCAUAAGCAGCAGUGAUUCUGAUGACCUAGAGGAGGAUGAAGAGGAGGAGGAGGACCAGAGUGUUGAAGAGAGUGAAGAUGAUGAAUCUGAUUCUGAAAAUGAAGCACAUCACGAAAACAAGAACAAGGUGCUAAUGCAUAGUGGUGUAAAAGAUAUGAAAACUGAUGGGCAAAAAGCCCACGAAAAGUCCCAAGAAAAAAGAACACACCAGCAGAUACCUCUUGUGUCUGAUUCCCAGACUCAUUCAUCAUUCCAGUCCCAGCAGAAGCAGCCUCAGGUUUUGUCACAGCAACUUCCGUUUAUUUUCCAAAGCUCUCAGGCGAAGGAGGAAUCUGUGAACAAACACACAAGUGUAAUACAGUCUACAGGAUUGGUUCCCAAUGUGAAACCUUUGUCGUUGAUACAUCAAGCCAAAAAGGAAGCCUAUUUAAAAAUCUUAGUUCCUCCUCCUGACUUACUCAAAGCAGGGAAUAAGAAUACCUCUGAAGAAUCCAUCCCUUUGAUCAGCGACGUACGAUCAAAACGAGAACAAUAUAAACAGACAUUCCCAGCAGCACAGCUAAAGAAACAGGAAUCAUCUAAGAGCCUGAAGAAGGUUAUUGCAUCUUUGUCAAGCUCAAAACCAACGUCCAGUUCACCAGCUCAUCAAAAACUCACAUCUUUGGAAAACAACCAUUCUAAUCCAUUCCUGACAAAUGCACUUUUAGGUAAUCACCAACCCAAUGGAGUUAUUCAGAGCGUCAUCCAGGAGGUUCCUCUUGCACUUACUACAAAACAGAAAUCCCAAACCAAGAUCAAUGAAAGUGUAGCCAUUGCUAGCAGUACCCCCUUUUCUUUGCCAGUGAACUUGAGUGCAUGUGGGAAAAAAACAACUGGUAACCGGACACUUGUUGUGCCCUCUACCUCUCCUAUGUUACCUGGUUCAGGAAAGGAUAAACCAGUCAGCAAUAAUGCAGUAAAUGCAGUAAAAACCCAACACCGCCUUCCAUCUGCAAAACUGGUGGUGGAGCAGUUCAGAGGGGUAGACUCAGAUGCCCCCAGCAGUAAAGAAUCUGACGACUCAAAUGAUGAUGAUGACGACGAUGAAGAUGAAGAUGAGGAUGAUGAAGAUGAUGAUUCUGAUGAUAGCCAAUCAGAGUCUGAAAGUAAUUCUGAGUCGGAUACAGAUGGGUCUGAAGAUGAAGAUGAUGAGGAUGAUAAGGAUCAGGAUGAAUCAGAUACAGACACCGAGGGCGAAAAAACUCCACUGAAACUGAAGAAAACUGGUUCCUCCAUGAAGAGCUCUUCCAUUGGUCCUGCAGCUCAUUCAACUCCACUAAAUCUCCAAGUAGCAAAGACCCCAAGCUCUGCACCAUCUGCCUUAUGUCCUGAGACCCAGCCUGCAGUUUUUCUUGGGACAACACCAUCUACUCUUACACCAAGUUCACACUGUGGCAUUUCAAAGAGACGAAGAGUCACAGAUGAACGGGAGCUGCGUGUGCCUCUGGAAUAUGGCUGGCAAAGAGAAACCCGAAUAAGAAACUUUGGUGGUCGUCUUCAGGGAGAAGUAGCGUAUUUUGCACCUUGUGGAAAGAAGCUGAGACAGUAUCCUGAAGUAGUAAAGUAUCUCAGCAGAAAUGGAAUAAUGGAUAUCUCAAGGGACAAUUUCAGCUUCAGUGCAAAAAUAGGAGUGGGUGACUUCUAUGAAGCCAGAGAUGGACCGCAGGGCAUGCAGUGGUGUCUUCUGAAGGAGGAAGAAGUCAUUCCCUGCAUCAGAGCUAUGGAAGGGCGUAGAGGACGACCACCAAAUCCAGACAGACAGCAUUCUAGAGAGGAAUCAAGAAUGAGACGUCGCAAAGGCCGACCUCCAAACGUUGGAAGCACUGAAUUUCUAGACAGCACUGAUGCAAAGCUUUUAAGAAAGCUACAGGCGCAAGAAAUAGCUAGACAAGCAGCACAGAUAAAGCUACUGAGAAAACUCCAGAAGCAGGAACAAGCUCGAGCUGCCAAAGAAGCCAAAAAACAGCAAGCUAUUAUGGCAGCUGAGGAAAAGCGAAAGCAAAAAGAGCAGAUAAAGAUAAUGAAGCAGCAGGUAAAUUGAGAUUGCUAAUAACUUUUUAUUAUUUCAUAAUAUAGU